CAUGGCUACUCUCCAAGCCAACUGCGACGAUCGCCUGCCAAUCUGGCUUUGCGUAGCCGCAAAUGUCUGUGGAUAUGUGAGCAAUACAAUCUGGUUUAUCGUUCUCCUCCCACAGAUUAUUAAAAACUACCGUCGAAAAUCCACUGCUGGUCUCAGCUUUAUUUGGGCCUCUUGUAAUUUCUGCGCCAGUCUCAUCAACCUUUUUUUCAUACUCGACAUCGACGUCCCAUUGUUUACCAGAAUAAGUGGAUGGUACAUGCCGAUACUCGAAAUUGUGAUGCUCUUCCAGUUUGUACUAUACUCCAAAGUAUCAAUGUCCAGAAAGCUCCCGCUUGUCUUAAUCUCUUUGACAAUAUAUUCAGCAGUUAUAGCCGUGGAAUGCACGAAAGCAUUUGGUGAAGACACAUCGUCCAAGCUCGUGUGGGUGUCAAUUGUACUUUGGUCCAUCGAGACAUACUUCCAAGUCUUAUUGAACAUGAAAAGGCGAUCUGUUGAUGGCCAGUCAUACAUAUCUCUGGGGUUAUCUUUGAUGGGCAAGACCACCGAUGUCAUCAUGCAAUUCACAUUGAAAAUGCCUUUGCAGUAUACAUACAUGACAUAUUUUUCUUCAACAUUGGCAUAUUUCAAUAUCAUACAACUAGUCAUAUAUACCCCGCGUAGAUGGUACACCACACUUGUAGUGUCUACAUUAAGUCUUAUGCUCUGUGUAUUCGUAGUACUUCUAAUACUUAGAACAUCUAUACUCAGUAUUUUAUGUCCAAUUGGUAUUUCAGUGUUCCUUAUUGGAGGGUUCAUAACGAUACGCCGCCAAUUCCACAAAGAGACCACACAAUCCAAGCUUAGCUCCGCGGGAGAAGAAGAGGAUAGUAUUAAAUAAAAUAAUCUUUGUUUUUCCAG
Messenger RNA from Lobosporangium transversale, 897 nucleotides. RefSeq names its product PQ loop repeat-domain-containing protein. The annotation marks the transcript as partial. The transcript has a single exon. The record is from RefSeq and is a predicted model, not a curated record. Lineage: Eukaryota; Fungi; Mortierellomycota; Mortierellomycetes; Mortierellales; Mortierellaceae.